AUGGUGCAGACGGCGCUGCGUGGGUGUGUUAGUGGAGACGGUGUUGGGCGCGUUCAUGCUGGAGAAGCCUCCGGACGCUUUCGUGGGGGUGCUGGUGCUGCAUUUACCUGUUGUGGUGAUGAUGCUGCUGGACUCGGUCGUGGCGGAGGAGAUGGUGCUGGACGCGUUCGUGGUGGGGCUCAGGACGCCCAUGGCGGAGAAGGUGCUGCAGGCGCUCGUGACGAUGGCGGGACCGGAUGGAUUCGUGGUGGAGAAGGCGCCGGGUGCACUCACGGAGGUGGUUGCUCUGGACGUGCCCAGGGUGGAGAAGGUGUUGCGCUUGUGUCUGUGGUGAUGGCGGAGUUGGAUGCCAUCGUGGCGGAUAUGGCGUUGCGCGCGCUUAUGGUGGCGCUGAACGCGUUUGUGGUGGUGCUGACCGUACCGGACGCGUUCGUGGCGAGAAGGCGCUGCACCGUUGUGUAG
Messenger RNA from Phytophthora sojae, 462 nucleotides. RefSeq lists its product as hypothetical. Bases 1 to 462 code for a protein of 153 amino acids. NCBI's taxonomy places the organism in Eukaryota, Oomycota, Peronosporomycetes, Peronosporales, Peronosporaceae. The record is from RefSeq and is a predicted model, not a curated record. The transcript has a single exon.